UUGUGUCCCCCACACAAGUCUCCAACAAAGCCUUGUAGCUAUAAAUAUGGGACUCUCCAGCUUGCCUCAAAAUCAGCAAAGUUGGAAAACUUUCUACCAGUAGUAUUGAAUGUGAUCAAAGAGGAAGUUUAAUUGGUUUUUGUACUUGUGGGUCUGUAGAAAUUAAUAUUUCUGGUUUUGCAAAGAAAGAGAGAAAUGGAGACAAGAAGGCAGACUAACAAGGGAGAGGAGGGCAUGGGUGUAAGUACUGGUCAUGAAGAUACUGCUACUGCUACUACUGUUGAUUGGAGAGGCAGACCCUCUAACCCUGAGAAGCAUGGUGGGAUGAGAGCUGCUUCCUUUGUUCUUGGGCUUCAAGCAUUUGAGAUUAUGGGAAUUGCAGCAGUAGGGAACAACCUGAUAACAUAUGUGAUAAACGAGAUGCACUUCCCCUUGUCAACGUCUGCAAACAUAGUCACCAACUUUAUAGGGACUGUCUUCCUCCUCGCCCUUCUUGGUGGCUGCAUCUCUGAUUCUUAUCUUGGGAGUUUCUGGACCAUGCUCAUCUUUGGGUUUGUUGAGCUCUCUGGUUUCAUAUUGCUAUCAGUCCAAGCCCAUCUCCCCCAACUGAAACCACCCCAGUGCAACAUGGUAACAGAUGGAGAGCGUUGUGUAGAGGCAAAGGGUUUCAAGGCCUUUAUCUUCUAUCUGGCUCUCUACUUGGUGGCAUUAGGGAGUGGAUGUGUGAAGCCCAACAUGGUUGCCCAUGGGGCUGACCAAUUCAACAGGGACAGCCCCAAACAGUCCAAGAGCCUCUCCUCCUACUUCAAUGCUGCAUACUUUGCCUUCUCCAUAGGUGAACUUAUUGCCCUCACUGUCCUUGUUUGGGUGCAAACCCAUUCUGGCAUGGACGUCGGCUUCGGAGUCUCUGCAGCUGCCAUGGCAAUGGGGCUGAUCAGCCUGGUCUCUGGCACCCUCCUUUACAGGAAUAAGCCCCCUCAAGGCAGCAUCCUCACCCCCAUUGCACAAGUUUUUGUGGCUGCAAUUCUUAAGAGAAAGCAAAGGUGCCCACCUAGCCCACAUAUGCUUCAUGGGAGCCAGAACAAUGUGCUGGUUGGCAGCGUUGCCACGUCGAAAUUCAAGUUCUUGGACAAGGCCUGCAUCAAGAUCCAAGAUGGGAAUAAUGUGAAAGAAAGUCCAUGGAGACUAUGCACAGUGGCACAAGUUCAGCAAGUGAAGAUACUGCUAUCAGUUAUCCCGAUUUUUGCCUGCACCAUAGUCUUCAACACCAUUCUGGCUCAGAUGCAGACCUUUUCUGUCCAACAAGGGAGUUCUAUGAACACCCAGCUCACAAAAAACUUCCACAUCCCUCCAGCUUCCCUUCAAGCCAUCCCUUACAUUAUACUCAUCUUUUUAGUCCCUCUCUAUGAUGCUUUCUUCGUGCCUUUCGCAAGAAGAUUCACUGGAAACGUCUCUGGAAUCUCCCCUUUACAGCGAAUAGGUUUUGGCCUCUUCGUCGCGACGUUCUCCAUGGUGGCAGCUGCCAUUAUGGAGGACAAGAGAAGGAAUGCGGCGGUGAAUGAGAAAAAAAUUCUGUCCAUCUUUUGGAUCACUCCCCAGUUCCUAAUUUUCGGUUUAUCUGAAAUGUUUACUGCAGUUGGCCUCAUUGAGUUCUUUUACAAACAGUCCAGUACAGGGAUGCAGGCCUUUUUGACAGCCAUUACUUACUUCUCCUACUCCUUUGGAUUCUACUUUAGCUCUGUAUUGGUUUCUCUGGUGAACAAGAUCACCUCUAGUUCCUCUUCUGAUGGUUGGCUCAAAGACGAUGAUCUCAACAAGGACCGACUCGAUCUUUUCUACUGGUUGCUAGCAGUUCUGAGCUUCAUCAACUUCCUGAACUAUCUCUUCUGGGCCGGGUGGUGGUAUUCAUACAAGCCAUCUUCCUCUGUCCCACUUCAGAGUGAUGCUCAUGGGGAAGAAUUCAUGGGCCAAGGCUUCAACUCCUCAAAAAUUGUUGCAGAUGUUAAUAGCAUACCUUGAAUGUUUCUCUAUGCUCUCGUAUUGAUAUUAUAUAAACAUAUAUAUAUAUAUAGAUAAAACUCGGGGUUGUUUUAGGCUUAUAGUUUUUGUAAAGAUGUGAAGAAGAAUGGCCAUGAGGGGAGCUUGUGGGGGUGGUAAUAUUAUGUGGGUUUUCUCAUCUCCUUGCUGUUUAAGGCCAGUGUCUUGUCCUUGUUAAGCAGAUUUGAGAAAGCUCAAAUGGGGUGUUGAAGAUAUGUAUGUUUAAAGAGGAAAUUGAAGAUGAUGCACUUUCUUUUUUUGUUACAA
Molecule: messenger RNA, 2304 nt
Organism: Vitis vinifera (wine grape)
Lineage: Eukaryota; Viridiplantae; Streptophyta; Magnoliopsida; Vitales; Vitaceae
Product: protein NRT1/ PTR FAMILY 4.3
Exons: 5
Coding region: 196-2019 (607 amino acids)
Biological process (GO): transmembrane transport
Cellular component (GO): membrane
Molecular function (GO): transmembrane transporter activity
Source: RefSeq, a predicted model, not a curated record